Messenger RNA from Salarias fasciatus (jewelled blenny), 1248 nucleotides. RefSeq names its product ER membrane protein complex subunit 4 (gene emc4). Bases 119 to 688 code for a protein of 189 amino acids. The record is from RefSeq and is a predicted model, not a curated record. The transcript has 6 exons. NCBI's taxonomy places the organism in Eukaryota, Metazoa, Chordata, Actinopteri, Blenniiformes, Blenniidae.
CGGUAAAAAUUAUUUCUCUUUCUGACACGACUAACAAAACAACCCUCAUAUUUGUGACUUCGGUGUUCCUGUAGGGUGCUUUUUGCUUCUGGGGUGGAGCGCUGAAGUUUUUUUUGCCAUGGCUUCUCCAGGGGGGCAAGGAUCAGGAGCUCUGGCUACCAGAUGUGGAGCUGGGGCAAGAAGGAUGAAGUGGGCGCUGGAGCUGAGCCUGGGUAACACCAGGAGUCGUGGUGACAGGCAGGGCGGCCAGGGAGACGUUGUUUACCCCAUCGGUUACUCAGAGAAGCCGGUCCCCGACACCAGCAUUCAGGAAACAGACAAGAACCUUGUGGAAAAGCGCUGCUGGGAUGUGGCCCUUGGACCCUUAAAACAGAUCCCCAUGAACCUGUUCAUCAUGUACAUGUCAGGAAACACCAUCUCCAUCUUCCCCAUCAUGAUGGUGUGCAUGAUGGCCUGGAGGCCCAUCCAGGCUCUGAUGUCCAUGUCUGCCACCUUCAAGCUGUUGGAGAGCUCUAGUCAGCAGUGGCUUCAAGGACUGGUGUACCUGAUCGGAAACCUCUUGGGCUCAGCGUUAGCCAUCUACAAAUGUCAAUCAAUGGGCCUGCUACCGACGCAUUCGUCUGAUUGGCUGGCCUUCAUAGAGCCGCCACAGAGGAUGGAGAUCAUGGGCGGAGGGAUGGUGUUGUGAGGAUGCUGAACCUUGGACGCCCCCCCCCCCGACACACACACACAGAGGAAUAGGAUAUUUGCUGGGUUUAUUCGCCAUACUGUCUCUACUCUGACUGUUCUGUCGGCCUUCCUGUUUUCUGACCACAGCAGCUCAACCAGCAGCAGAGAUUAUUUUAUGGAAUCCAGUUCAGAGAUAGACCUGCUUUUUAGAUGUGUACACUUAUUUCUAAGAGAUGUUCUCUAUCUGCCGCUCCUGAAGUUAGAGGUCAGAGUCUAUAAAUUGUUUUGAUUUCUGAAAUUAGAAUUUCUAAUAAACCUUUUCACAAUUGAGUAACAUUUUCCUCUUUUUUUCAUCACAUUUCACUUGUUUGUUGAUUAACAGAUUGUAACUUUCUUGUCUGCAUGAUUUCAGCAUGCAAACCAGCAACAUUUACCAAGCCCUUUUAAUUUAUAGGUCUGCUUAAUUUAUACUGAUUUUUCCUAUGAAAAUGCUCUAUGAAAUAAAUCCUUAUUUGUUGCUUGAAUUGCUUUCAAUAUGUCAAUAAAUGUGUUGGAUGAUUAAAAAAAUGUGGAGGUUUU